UUAUUUUUUAUAGGUCGUGACAUCUCGGGAGGAAGCAGUGGUAAUCGAGGGCUCACCUGGAGAUGAUCCUCUUGUACUAACAGCACUGAAGAGGAAUUACCUGGAGCCACCGUCAUCUCUUCCAUACAACUUGUCGACCGAACCUUCGUAUUUAUUCUCAAGCACCAUGGGGACUUGGGCGGAUAUACGCAAACACACGCGGAUGUUUUUCACGAAGCAGGAAGGUGGAUUUUUCAUAGAGGUCGGGGCUCUAGAUGGCCAACAGCUCUCCAACACACUCUGGUUAGAACAAGAAUUGAACUGGACUGGAUUGCUCAUCGAACCCGACGUGUAUAGUUACCAAGCGUUGAAAUCCAAACACCGUAGAGCUUGGAUCUCGAACGCUUGUCUGUCGGAGGAUAAUAAAGUCCGAGAGACCGUCCACGUUACGGCAAAACUACGCCGCGGCUUCGUUUCUCAGUGGCAGUGGCACCUAUUGGGCGCUUCUUACCAAUAUGGCAUCAACCGGAGCCCGAUCUUCGACGAAUACUUGAAACAGGCCGAUCAGACGUACACAAAAUCCACGUGUUUUCCUCUAUUCUCUUACAUCUUGGCUCUAAACAUCACUUCGGUCGACUUUUUAUCCCUCGACACGCAAGGGAGUGAGAUCGAUAUCCUGAAAUCCUUACCCUGGGGUCAAGUGAACAUAAGGGUGAUAAUAGUUGAAAUUGAAGACCCAAAGUUUGCCGUGGGAUUCACCGACUAUAUGACAGAUAAAGGUUAUGUGUUAGUUGACCAGGAGACGGAUUACUAUUUUGUCAGGAAGGGCGAUCCAAUUCUCACUCGAGUGUGAUCCAAUUCUCACUCGAGUGUAUUAAUGGACUCGAAGUCAAUUGUUUGUUUUGCUAGAUUUGUGCCUCAUAUACCUGUAUUGUCUAUUACUUACAAACAUCAAUGUCCAAUUUCUACUCCACAUUAACACAUAAAUAAAUGUUAAUAAAACUCAGAAUUAUA
This is a messenger RNA of Homarus americanus (American lobster), 993 nucleotides long. Its product is annotated as protein Star-like. The transcript has a single exon. The record is from RefSeq and is a predicted model, not a curated record. Bases 167 to 832 code for a protein of 221 amino acids. Lineage: Eukaryota; Metazoa; Arthropoda; Malacostraca; Decapoda; Nephropidae.